Molecule: messenger RNA, 1704 nt
Organism: Girardinichthys multiradiatus
Lineage: Eukaryota; Metazoa; Chordata; Actinopteri; Cyprinodontiformes; Goodeidae
Gene: acap1
Product: ArfGAP with coiled-coil, ankyrin repeat and PH domains 1
Exons: 17
Coding region: 1-1704 (567 amino acids)
Cellular component (GO): cytoplasm
Molecular function (GO): GTPase activator activity; protein binding
Source: RefSeq, a predicted model, not a curated record
AUGACAGUAAAGUUGGACUUUGAGGAGUGUUUGAAAGACUCUCCUCGCUUCAGAGCUGAAAUCGAAGUUGUCCAGACUGAUGUGAGCGAACUCGAGACUCGCCUGGAAAAGCUUGUGAAGCAAUGCCAGGCCAUGCUGGAGGCAGGCAGAGUCUACUGCCAGACCAGCAAGAGCUUCGUCAACGGCCUGCGGGAGCUCGGACACCAGUGGUCGACGGACAACAUGAUGGAGGACUGCUUGGAUAAAUUUUCCAAGAAGCUGUCUGUCAUCUUGGACGCACAGGGGGAAGUGAUUGAGACCAUUCAGAAGUCAGUGAGGACGAAGUUGCAGACCUUUGUGAAGGAAGAUGUUCGUAGGUUCAAGGAUGUCCGUAAAGAGUUUGAGCGCAGCAGCGAGACUCUGGAGGGGGCGCUGGUCAGGAACGCCCAAGCUCCACGAGGCAAGCAGCACGAGGUGGAGGAGGCGACUAACGCUCUGGUCAAUGCACGCAAGGCCUUCCGGUCGGGGGCUUUGGACUAUGUGCUGGAGAUUAAUGUCAUUGAAGCCAAAAAGAAGGCAGAUAUUCUGUUGGCCAUGCUGUCCCUCAUGGAGACCCAGGCUCAGUUCUUUCAACAAGGCCACCAAUCUCUGUCAGAACUGGAUCAAUAUUGCCAAAAACUGAGCGAAGAGCACACCCAGUUUGUCUUAAACUCUGCCAGGGAGAAGAGGGAUAUGGAGCAAAGGCAUGCAGCCAUCAAGAAAAAGGACAUGUCCUACGAUGAUUCUGUUUUGGAUUUCAAUUCUGAUGCUGCUAAUGGGAUAGCAAUGGAGGGUUACCUUUAUAAGCGGGCGAGCAACGCAUUCAAGACCUGGAGCAGACGUUGGUUUUCAAUUCAGAAGAAUCAGCUGGUGUAUCAGAAGAAAUUUAAGGACCAGCCCACAGUUGUGGUGGAGGACCUGCGCCUCUGCACAGUCAAGCCCAGCUCUGAAAACGAGAGGCGAUUCUGCUUUGAAGUGGUUUCUCCGUCAAAGUGCUGUUUGUUACAGGCAGACUCAGACAGGGAGCAGCAAGGGUGGAUCAGCGCAGUCCAAAACAGCAUCGCCUCCGCCUUUCAGGAGCGCAGAGAGGAUACACACAGCCCAAGGCAGCGCUGCAGCUCGGUGUCGAUGAGCAGUUUAGGAGGAGGCGGAGGAAUCGGGGAACAGGAGAGUGAAGGCUGCAAGGCUCUAGAGGAGAUUCAGGCAAUCCCAGGAAACAAGCAGUGCUGCGACUGCGGAGAGCCCGGUCCUGAUUGGGCUUCCAUCAACCUGGGCAUCACCCUGUGUAUCGUCUGCUCAGGAAUACACAGGAGCCUGGGAGUACAUUUUUCCAAAGUGCGCUCCCUCACUCUUGAUUCCUGGGAGCCAGAGCUCAUUAAGUUGAUGUGCGAGUUGGGAAACUCAGUGAUCAACAGGAUCUAUGAGGCUCGGAUAGAUGAGAUCACCAUCAAGAAGCCCCACCCCACCAGUCCCAGAGGCGAUAAGGAGUCAUGGAUUAGGUCGAAGUACGUUGAAAAGAAGUUUAUCCAGAAGCUGCCUGAGACGGGCAGAACCACCCUGCUGAGGCGGUCCAGUGCCAGGAGAACCCGAGCCACCACCCAGGACACGAAUGUUCAACGGCCGGCUCUCAAGCCCAAGCCGAACCGGGCCACGCUGCCUCGGCUCACAGGUAAAGCGGCGCCAUAG